Photinus pyralis (common eastern firefly) is the source of this 3019-nucleotide messenger RNA. RefSeq lists its product as uncharacterized. The coding region runs from base 66 to 2555 and encodes 829 amino acids. The transcript is spliced from 9 exons. Lineage: Eukaryota; Metazoa; Arthropoda; Insecta; Coleoptera; Lampyridae. The record is from RefSeq and is a predicted model, not a curated record.
UCCAUAAGAUUGCGGCAGUACUUCUAAAGUCAGUAGCGGCCGGUACGUCGACAGGUGCUAACAAAAUGUUUUGGUGUCAGUGGACUUACGUAGUGUGCCUUUUUACCCUUUUUGGAAUUAACGCACCCUUCGCUCAGGAUACAGAUGUGCAGGAUGGAUGUCGAUUUCCUGGUGCGCCCGCACAUUCUAACGUAAUCUUUUCGGACGAAACUUUGGGACCUGGAACGGUGGCUACGUAUACGUGCGAACGAGGAUUCGAGCUUUUAGGGCCGUCCAGGCGCGUAUGCGAGCAUGGACAGUGGUUACCUGAAGGAAUACCAUUUUGCGUGCUAAAUGUGGCGGCCGGAAAAGCACCGAUGCAAGUCAGUACGGAAAACGGCGGAAUACCGCAGAAGGCGAUCGAUGGCAGCACGAGCGCGUUCUUCAGCUCGGAUACCUGCACCCUUACCAAACCAGAAACUACACCGUGGUGGUACGUCAACCUACUGGAACCGUACAUGGUGCAGCUUGUCAGAUUGGACUUUGGGAAACACUGUUGCGGUCCUAAUAAACCUGCAACAAUAGUCGUGAGGGUAGGCAAUAACCGACCGGAUUUGGGCACGAAUCCUCUGUGUAAUCGGUUCACGGGUUUCCUCGAGGAGGGCCAGCCCCUGUUUCUUCCGUGCAAUCCUCCGAUGCCGGGUGCCUUCGUCAGCGUUCAUCUCGAAGCACCGGCGCCCACCCAGUUGUCGAUAUGCGAGGCUUUCGUGUAUACCGACCAAGCUUUGCCAAUUGAACGGUGUCCUCAGUUUCGCGAUCAACCGCCAGGAAGUACGGCGACUUACAACGGAAAGUGCUACAUAUUCUACAACCGACAGCCGCUGAAAUUCAGAGAGGCUCUAAGCUUCUGCAAGAGUCGAGGAGGUACGCUGGUCGAUGAGAGUAACCCAGCGCUGCAGGGUUUCAUCAGUUGGGAGCUGUGGAGGAGACAUAGGAGCGACGUCAGCGGGCAAUAUUGGAUGGGAGCGUUACGAGAUCAGCAGUCUGCUGGUUGGAAGUGGCUAAGCGGGGAAGAAGUUACUGUCUCAUUUUGGAAUUUGCCUGUUGGCAACGGAGAGUGCGCACGUUACGAUGGGACCAAAGGGUGGCUUUGGUCUGAUACCGACUGUGGCAUGCACCUUAAUUACAUCUGCCAGCAUCAACCCAACGCUUGCGGGCGUCCCGAACAACCACCUAACUCGACUAUGAUUGCGCAAAACUUUAACGUCGGUACUAGCGUUGAGUACGCCUGCGACGAAGGACAUCUCUUGGUAGGCCCUUCCAAUAGAAUUUGUUUAGAAACUGGGUUUUACAACGAAUUCCCUCCCGUUUGCAAACGCAUUUCAUGCGGAUAUCCGGCGGAUAUUGCAAAUGGUGAAUACGUCUUGGUGAACGACAGCAUUGGAUAUUUGAGUAGGGUGGUCUACACGUGCGAGGAAGGUUUUGAAAUGGUUGGACGGGCACAACUCGCUUGCGAUAUUGAUGAAAGAUGGAACGGCCCACCACCACGUUGCGAAGCAAUACAGUGCGAGAACCCUGUUGGAAUUUUGAACGGAGUUGUGACUGCGAAUGAUAAUGAAACUGUUUUCGGAACCGUCAUCGAAUAUGCGUGUAAUACUGGAUUUAAACUUAGCGGCCCUCGGAAAAUAACCUGCAUGGCUAAUGGGCAAUAUGAUCACUUACCACCUACGUGUUUAGAAGACGCAACAACCCCAGCGUUAGUAACUGCUCCAGUAACCAACAGUAGUACUCAGUCCACCACGACGAAGAUAAGGACGAAACCCUCAAAGUCGCACCUUCCAACUACAAUAAGAGCGAUUCCUGAACGAGUCAAAAAGGUUACCACCGAGAAAACGACGACAACUACAACCAAAAUCCCCAAGACACCUCAAAUAAUCAUAGCCGGGCAUCCUCAGGACAACGAAAUUGCCAGUAGCAGUGUUAAUGUGCAACAGAGCAAUACUCCUACAGUUAAUGUACCGCUUUCAGUCGAUGGAGAAAGACGCGAAGCCUUUGGAGCAAGGCUAAACUUGGGAGCUAUCAUUGCGCUUGGAGCUUUCGGAGGUUUCAUCUUCCUGGCAGCCAUUGUUACAACCGUGGUGAUACUAGUACGAAGAAAUCGAAGUGCCAAACAUUACCGCCAUCGUGCGUCGCCCGAUUGCAAUACAGUAGCGUCAUUCGACUCGUCCAGCUCCGAAUCGCGGAACGGACUAAAUCGAUAUUACCGCCAGGCGUGGGAGAAUCUUCACGAAUCCGCCGGUAGCAAGUCCGGCCUGAAGAACGCGAACGCCGACAAUCAAUCGCCGACUAGACGAAAAGAGACGCUGGACGAACCAUACCGAAACGGCGAGCGUCACCGCGACGGUUCCGAAUUGGUCGUAAACGACUCAUCCGCAUUCAACAGUCCACCUAAGUCAUCAGGCGAGAAGAAGAGACACCAUCACCACCAUCACCACCACGACAUUCGACAACAUAAGGAAGGACGGGACUGGCGAGACUCCAGACCCCCAUCUCACAGGGAGCACAAGCGAUAUUGACAACCUUGGAUGAUAGUCACCCUAGAAGUCGAAGAAUAGCUUCUCUUUUUUGGACACACGAAGACGCAAUUUUACAAUAUUAUUUAUACUAAAUUUAAGCGUGUAAAUAGUUUUAGGUGGUCACGACUGGAUGUAAAGAAUAAUUAGUGAAUUCCUUGGCCUUGCCUUGCUGUGCAAAAUGGGUUAGACGUUUCUAGAAACAAAAGAUUACAAAGGAGAGGCUAAUGAAAUUCACACAGAACUGAUAUGUGAUUAGAAUUUUAAGAGUCUAUUUAAAUGUUACUUAUACCAAACAAUUACUUUAAAGAUAAUGAUAAUUCGUUCGAUAGAGUAGAUAAGGUAGAAACUUAGUGCCAUUCAAUCAGGCAUCAUUUUACUUUUAUUUAAGUUGCACUGUCCUUCGGCAUGGUGUAAUUAUUGUUAAAAAAUGUAAGUAAAGUAUUGAUAAGGAUGUAACGUUAUAA